Molecule: messenger RNA, 5977 nt
Organism: Gasterosteus aculeatus aculeatus (three-spined stickleback)
Lineage: Eukaryota; Metazoa; Chordata; Actinopteri; Perciformes; Gasterosteidae
Product: insulin receptor substrate 2-like
Biological process (GO): insulin receptor signaling pathway
Cellular component (GO): cytosol; plasma membrane
Molecular function (GO): insulin receptor binding; phosphatidylinositol 3-kinase binding
Source: RefSeq, a predicted model, not a curated record
AGCAGCAGCGUCACAUGUUGUUUUUCUCCAGGAUCGGAUCAGUCUCCGCUCUGGUUCCGGCUGCGACGCUUCUUCUGCCGUGGCGCGACCGCGGGCGCAGCUUUUGACGUCUGCGAUGAAUUAGAAUUUAUCUUUUCUUUUACUUUUUUUAAACGGAGCUCUUUAAAGUAUUUUUGGUUGCCAGUAAAACAUAAAAUAACCAAACAAAAAGGCCUGUCUGUAACUUGGAGACGGAAAAAAAAAAAGACGUGGAGAAGAAAUGGCAAGUCCUCCGGCGACGGGAGGACACCUGUUACGCGACGGGGCGAGCGGCGUGAAGAGGUGCGGAUACCUGAGGAAGCAGAAACACGGACACCGGCGCUUCUUCGUGCUGCGCGAGCCCACGGAGCGCGGCCCCGCGUGCCUGGAGUACUACGAGAGCGAGAAGAAAUGGAGGAACAAGUCAGCGGCGAGGCGCCUCAUCACUUUGGACUCGUGCCUGUGCGUGAACAAGCGCGCCGACGCCAAACACAAGCACCUCAUCGCCCUCUACACCAAGGACGAGUACUUCGCGGUGGCCGCGGACAGCGAGCAGGAGCAGGAGAGCUGGUACGCGGUUCUGACCGACCUCAUAGCCGAGGGGAAAGUGUAUGACAGCCCCGCGUCCACAUCCUCCCUGGUGGGCUUUGAGGAAGCCAGCUACGGGCUUAUGGCCCCCGCGACGGCCGCCUAUAAGGAGGUGUGGCAGGUCAACCUCAAGUCCAAAGGCCUGGGUCAGAUCAAGAACCUCACCGGGGUGUACAGGCUGUGUUUGUCCAGCAGGACCAUCAGCUUCGUCAAGCUGAACUCCGAGUCGGCCGCCGUCAGCCUGCAGCUCAUGAACAUCAGGCGAUGCGGCCACUCGGACAGCUUCUUCUUCAUCGAGGUGGGCCGCUCGGCGGUGACCGGGCCCGGCGAGUUCUGGAUGCAGGCGGAGGACUCGGUGGUGGCGCAGAACAUCCACGAGACCAUCCUCGAGGCCAUGAAGGCCAUGAAGGAGCUGUCCGAAUUCCGGCCGCGGAGCAAGAGCCAGUCCGCCAGCACCAACCCAAUCUCCGUGCCCACCCGGCGCAACCUCAACAACCUCCCCCCGAGCCAGACGGGCCUGGUGAGGCGAUCCAGAACGGAGAGCGUGGCGGCGACGUCCCAGGGGAGAAAGUUCACGUCCUGUCGGAUCAGAACGGCCAGCGAGGGGGACGGGAGCGUGACCCGGCCCGUGUCCAUGUCCAUAUCCGGGAACACCAGCCCGAGCUCCGGGAAUCACCUCAUCAGGUCCAACACCCUCAGCAGUGGGCGCACCUGCAGAAUGCUCGACUCCUCCUCCAGUCUGCAUCAUAGCCGCUCCAUGCCGGUGUCCAACUCCCCGCCGGGCACCUCAAGCCCUGUCAGCAUGUCUCCCAGGCGGGGGGGCAGAAUCUGCACCCCCGAUAAGGCCCGGCGGCCCUUCAGCUGCAGCGCUUCUAUCUCCGGCUCCCUCAGUGACACUGGCUUCAUGACGUGCGACGACUACAGCUCCAGCCCGGGCGAGCUGCGAUUCAUCCCCCUCACCCGCAGCGACACCCCCGACUCCCUGUGCAGCACUCCCCCGUCCCGCGACAUCAGCGACCCCUGCGGCUACAUGAUCAUGGAGGAGACAAACGACGGCGGUCCCGAGGCCGGUGGCGGCGAAGGUCCGGCGAACCACGCGGCGUACAGGAAGCGGACGCACUCCCUCACCACGCCGCGUCAGCAACGGGUGGUGGCGCCGCUGUCGUCGGCCUCCCUGGACGAGUACACGCUCAUGCAGAUGGCCCAAGGACAGAACUCUCACUCCGCCUCGCCCAAAGUGUGUUACCCUGAGGACUACGGAGACGUCGAAAUCGGUUCGUCCAGGAGCUCCAGCAGCAACCUCGCCGAUGACGGCUACAUGCCGAUGACGCCCGGUGUGUCGGCCGAGUCGGGCAAGACUGACAACUACAUGCCCAUGAGCCCCAUGUGCGUCUCUGCACCAAAGCAGAUCGUGAACCCGAGGGUGCACCCCCAGGCGGCUGCCGGCGGCGGCUUCAAGACCAGCUCCCCAUGCAGCAGCUCCCUGGAGGACAGCGGCUACAUGAGAAUGUGGUGCGACUGGUCCUCCGCUGACAGCCCGGACAGGCAAGGCGAAUACAUGAACAUGUCGCCUGGGAACCCUCCGCCGCUGCAGACGCCCCCCGACUACUACGUGGGCCCGCUGGCGGCGGAACCGGUGAGGUCGGCCCACCAGGCCGGCUCCUCCCUCGCGACCCCUACUAAACUUCAGGCCUCCAAGAUUGAGGAGAGCAGCCAGUAUGUGCUGAUGAGCCCGCAGAGCUUGAGGCAGAGGACGGGGGAGUCCGACUACUAUUCAGUGAUGCAGCCCAGCGCGGCCCAGAGCUCCCCGCUGAGCCCCUCGCUGCCCUCUCCGGUCCGACAUGGUCGUGCGGAGAACUUGCACUACAGAGGGCGACUCGGUAGGCCCAACAGGCUGUCUCUGGACACCGUGAGGACCCUGCCCAGCAUGAAUGAGCACCCGCUGCCCGGAGAGCCCCGGAGCCCCGGGGAGUACAUCAACAUCGAGUUUGCCCGAUUCUCCGUCGUCUCCGCGGAGAGCCAGUCGCCAUCGGCGGGCUCCACCGUCGGGGGCCCCAGGAGUGCCUCUCUGACCGACUACAUGAACCUGCAGCUGGGCUCGCGCUCGCCCAAGAAGACUCCCGCUGAACGCCUGGGCACGCUCCCGGAGUUACCCGUGUGCUCUGGGGAGGACGGAGUGUACCGUCUGGCCGGCGAGCAAGGCUCUCAGGCCCGUGGUGAUGAGGAAAAAAGUGACUACACUGAGAUGACAUUUGGGAUGACCAGCUCCCCUGCGCAGCUCGUUCCUCAGAACACCGCAAGCUGCCAGAGCGGCAGGGAGAGCAGGCUCUCUCUGGAGGACCAGGGAGUCCCAGAGGGCAUUGGGGUCUUUCUGAUCGGGGCCACCUCUUCCUCCGCCGUGGACCCCGACUGCUCCGCCAAGGUGAUUCGGGCCAACCCGCAGGGACGCCGGCGCCACAGCUCCGAGACCUUCUCAUCCACCGCCACCGUGACGCCGGUCUUCCCCUCCUUUGCCCGCGGCGACGCCAUGAAGAGGCACAGCUCGGUGGAGAACAUCUCGUCCCGGAGCAGCGAGGGCUCCGAUGAGGAGUACGGCAGCCCGAUGAGCCGGCAUAGCUCCGCUGGCUACCCCAACAGGCUCAACUACAUUGCCUUGAACCUGCUGGACAGCAGGGAUGUGGAGAAAUGCGGGGAACUGGCCGGCUUCAAGCCCAGCAGCAGCUGCAAAGCGCGUAUCAAUGGAUUACACAGCUCACCAUAUGUCUGUUUGGGGUUCAAGGAGGCCGCAACCACUGCCAAAGAUUGAAAAAUUCCUCGAUCCGUUGAAUUGGCGACUUCACCGACUUGCUGCUCAGCAACAAACAAGAAUCCACUUUGCCCUCCAACUGGGCUCUGCGCCCCUAAAAGACUGUCUGGACCCCCGGCAACGAUCACACAGACUCUUUUAGGAAACAAGCAGGUCACCGUCUAUGCAUGUCAUUUUGCUGAAGGCUGGACAGGUGGGUGCGAGGGAGAGAGUGGGUGUAUGUUUGGUAAGUCUAGUCGCUUUCAGAGGCCAUCUCACCUGUGACCCACAUUUAGGCGCAACAGAAGCAAAUAUAUUUAGAUAGUAACAAAGCUCCACGGUACCCAUAUACUAUUUAUUUACCUGAGGGUGAUUUUACAACUGCCUGUGUGAAUGCGAGUGUGUUUCUGAGACAGUAGUACAACCAAACGGUACAACAGUGAACAAAGAAACUCACCAUACAAAUUGCCCAGGGAGUGAAGAUACCAAGGUACAAGGAGUAUAUAACUAUAUUUAGAUUAAUGUUAUUUAUUUUUGGAAGACAAAUGUUUGAUAGGACCUACCCAAUGCCUUAAUGUCUAUACUGUCCUUGUGUUUUUUAUGAAAUAAGAGAACUAUUCUAUUACGAUAUGUCUGUUUGGGCCUCCAUCUCUAUAUUGUUAUUCUGUAGAACUUCAAAAGCUUACCAGUAAAGAUAUUAUUUCCGAUAUAUAUAGUAAGAGAUUUAUUGUAUUGAUAUUAAAAUAUUUUCUUAAUAAAUCAGUAAUUAUUUAUUCUUAGUUUAUUUCAUGUCCAAUCAAUGCGCUGGACUUACAGAAUUAUAUUUCUAAAUGUUGUUAAUGAGUUAUGCAUGUCUUGAUAACUCAGCUCAGACCCAACAAUAUUAGGCAUCUGAAUGCACUGAAUCCCACAGUUCCUCAGUCACUUGAGCCCCUAAAACCUCUCACACUCCUACCUUCAAACCUAUACGGCCUGCCGUCGCGCUCGACGCAGGCCGCUCUGCUGUGAUAUUAUUGGACUGUACAGUUGAGGUGGUAAUGGAGGGGGCACAGCGGAGACGGUUUCUGGUCAAACAGUGAGGGCGGAGGUGAGGGGACCGUCGCAGAAAACAAAUCGUAAAAUUAGCACACAUAGAAAAGGGCCAUCAAAUCAGUGCAUCUAAUGCAUGCUAACAUUUGCCACUAUCUCUUGCUGGCCGACAUCAGCUGACAAUAUUAGCCAAUGUCAGCCAGGAACUUCCGUUAGCUUACGUCAGCCAGUGGGUAGCUAACGGUAGUUUCCUGGCUGACAUUGGCUAAUAUUCGGUACAGGCUGGCUAUUGGGCUAACAUUAGCAACCUAAAUGUGACAUUUACAUUAGCUACAAAACUGUUGACUGUAAUGAAUUUAACACAACGGUUGUAUUGCUCAUAGUUUGCUUAUAGUUUAGUUUGAAAAAUGUUCUCUUCUCUUAGCUUUUGUAACAUUUUCUGAACAGCCGCCACUACGGCCAGUGACAAAAGCGGAACGGAUUGCUAUCAUUAGCUAACGUGUGCUAUGCUACCAUAAGCAAUCUUGUUUCUAAUUGCUUUUAAAUUUUAACUUUUCCAUAGCUAAAAGAAGAAAAUCUUAUUUCUUUCAAAAGUUGCACUGACUCAAAAACUGUAACUGAAUCUUUGAACCUCCAUAUUGGCCAACAGAUGGCGAGUUGACAUAAUCUGAAACCCCCCUGUAAUGUCCUGACUGUUUGGUCGAUGAGUCGCCCACUGGACCGACUCCAGCAGGCUCACGACCCCCUUUGGUGUAUAGUGGAUUGUAAACCGUUUAACCACGUCUGAAUGUAUCGCUGAGCUGGUAGGAGCACCGCACAAACAUAUCGUGAGUCACGGUUUUCACAGAGUUUAAUAAUAUUGCAGCUGUAACAUACUAAAAUGUGGUAUCUAUUUAUCUACAAAGUCUUGAACGUGUAUAUUGUGUACAUAGAAAGAGUUUAACUUAAAACAAUAUAUUCAAUUAGAUUUGAGCUAUGUUGCAAUGAGGUUCCCGUGUAAAGACUUUGGCUACAGAUUUUUAAAAGGGGGAUGGGAUUUUUGCUUUGGGGUUGUACAGUAUAUUGUAUGCUUUUCUCCCUUGCAGUUUGACUAUGAAAAAAUAGUCUGUCUAUUUUAUUAUACAGAUCUCUUUGCCUUGUUGACUCACUUUACCUAAUGGCAUAUGCAAUAGUGACAUGAAUACAAUCUAGUUUACAACUGUGGAACCAAAUGUAACAUUGCAUUGGUGAUUUGUUUUCUUCUUGUGGCAAGCAGACGCUGUUUUGCUCCAUGUACAUUUCUCUUUCUGCCAAGUGUUUUGUUUUUCUUGCUUUCUUCAACACGUCUCAAAGCGCUUUACCCAUUUCUGUGUCCGCGGACAGACUGACUGAUCUUGGGUCUACUCAAUCUGAAAGCUUUGUUGUCUUCCAUUGUACAUAAUUCAAUAUACUGUUUAUUGUGAUGCUCACAAAAGAUGAUUAUUAUGAUUUAUAAAUCCUGAUAGUCAAGUAUUGCUUUUGUCUGUAUUGAUUAUGGAUAGCAACCUAAAUAAAUAAAUGAAUUUAUUUAAAGAGCUA